Molecule: messenger RNA, 2130 nt
Organism: Aspergillus caelatus
Lineage: Eukaryota; Fungi; Ascomycota; Eurotiomycetes; Eurotiales; Aspergillaceae
Product: major facilitator superfamily domain-containing protein
Exons: 5
Coding region: 325-1998 (557 amino acids)
Biological process (GO): transmembrane transport
Cellular component (GO): membrane
Molecular function (GO): transmembrane transporter activity
Source: RefSeq, a predicted model, not a curated record
GAGUCAUCCACUAUGACAGCGGAAUUAAUGGGUCAAUCGGAUUCGACUCGGAUGUAUAAGAAAUACCUAUCAUCCAGGAAAGCCAAUCGGUGCGCUGGGGACCGUGGAGAGGACAGUAGAGGUGGAAUUGAACGACGAGUCGCCGAUACCGUUGAUCGGAAGUCCAUUUCCCUGUUUUCCGCCAACUUCUCUUUUUCCUGAAGAGAUCUCCGGUAUUUCACGCCAGUGGUGUAGCCACUAUACUAGAAUUUCACUUGUAUCUCCUGCUCUCAUCGAUCCCCUUGCUGCAAUAAUCGACCGACCGAAGGAUCUUGACGAGCCGCCAUGUCGCUGAUACAGGCUCUCCAUUGCGAGAUCCAGCCGGAAAAACGAGUUUCUGCGCCCGCCCCCCCUUCGCCGCCCAAUUUGUAUUCUGAAAAUCUAGGACAACAGACAGAGAGUCGGCGAAUUUCACCCAAUGGUGACCCGCCGCCAGAAACCGGUCAGCCAAUUUUCGAGCGUGUGCCUUCACAUGGCACCACGCAGGCCCGAAGGUUAACAGUCACCGUGCUGCUCAUUCUGGCGAACCUUGUGCAGAUGACAGUGAACUUUGCUGGUAUAGCUGGUGGUAGUACGUUGAUCAAUGCAAUGGGUGUCGGGGGCACAUAUGCUUCCUGGAUUGGAGCCAGCUAUGCACUCACACAAGGAACCUUUGUCUUGAUGAGUGGUCGCUUGGGUGAUGUAUUUGGACACCGGAAAUUGCUCCUGAUCGGCGGAGCAUGGCUUAGUCUGUGCGUCCUGGUUGGUGCCUUUUGUUAUAACUUCUUUGCCUUUGUCACGAUGCGUGCCCUUGCUGGUGUUGGAGGUGCUCUCAUUAUGCCCAAUGCGGUAGCAAUGAUAUCGUCCACGAAUCCACCGGGACGCCUCCGAAACCUGAGUUUGGGUUUCUUUGCAGCAUCGGCACCAUUGGGAGGCUACUGUGGAGCGAUACUCUUGGGCGCCUUCCUAGAAAACACGGACUGGAAGUGGUUCUUCGUGUUCAUAGCUUGUCUCAGCGCGGUGACCUUCGUUGCUCUGUGGGCUCUAGCGCCAUACGAACCGCCGGUCGACCGCCACGGAAAGAUAGAUUGGAUCGGCUCCGCUUUAGGCACCAGUUCCCUGAUCCUCUUUAACUUUGUUUGGAAUCAGGCACCCAGUGUUGGGUGGUCCACCCCUUAUGAAAUAGCUCUCCUCCCAAUAUCACUGAUACUCUUCGGCAGCUUUCUAGUUUGGGAAAAAAGAUUCGCGGCGCAACCAAUCAUGCCACUCGAAAUCUUCAAGGCACCAUCCUUCCUGACCCUGCUCCUAGUCAUCCUCCUAAAUUACAUGGCAGUAGGUACACUAAUCUGGUACCAGGUGCUCUGGCUACAGGAGGUAUGGCAUUGGUCCCCUCUGCAUUUCGCCGUCGGGUGGACCCCUUUUGUCGUCUGUGCAACGGCCGCAGCAUCCCUUGCUGCCUGGCUGAUCCCUCGUCUCGCGGCGCAGUGGAUCCUGGCUAUAGGCACAGUCACAAUUCUAGUCUCUAAUGCCCUGAUGGCCACCGUGCCUUUGCAACAAUCGUACUGGGCCCAGAUCUUCCCAUCUGUAGUUCUUUUCUCGUUCUGCCCAGACUUUGUCUAUACGGCGGGGCAGAUUAUUGCGAGUAAUUCCGUCCGAAGGCACCAGCAGGGUAUCGCUGGUUCUAUUAUUGGAACGCUGAAUCUAUACGGUAACAGUCUGGGACUCGGGUUUGCGUCGACCAUUGAGGUCCAAGUCGCUCAGCGUGUCCACAGCCAGAUCACGGGAUAUCGAGCAGCCCUGUACUUUGGUGUUGCCAUCAGUGCGGUGGCGCUGAUUUUAGAUGUUUGUUUCGUAAGACUGGUCAAGGACGAGCGUGAGGGUUGGGAGGAAGAAGACCUCUUAGCUAUGAAUGAGAUUGAGCUUCAGGGACGUGCGGAAGCUACCGGGGCUCAAUUACCGACUGCACCUGUGCGGUCAUAAGAUCCUUGGCUGUGAUGGGACACAAGAGGCUCUUGCAUGGGAGGCUGGAGCGGGGAGGGAACAUCUUGAGUUGUAAUCUGGGGCGCAUUGGUUGCGCGUUUAUCGCGUGGGGGAUCUUUUUUUUUUUUUUUU